Haliotis rufescens (red abalone) is the source of this 1666-nucleotide messenger RNA. RefSeq names its product sulfotransferase 1B1-like. The coding region runs from base 153 to 1115 and encodes 320 amino acids. The record is from RefSeq and is a predicted model, not a curated record. Gene Ontology annotation, biological process: sulfation. NCBI's taxonomy places the organism in Eukaryota, Metazoa, Mollusca, Gastropoda, Lepetellida, Haliotidae. Gene Ontology annotation, molecular function: sulfotransferase activity. The transcript has 7 exons. Gene Ontology annotation, cellular component: cytoplasm.
UACUGACCCCUUGAGGGCCCCUGUAAUCUGGACUGCGUGUCAUCGUGCUCUGCCAUAUUGCCAAUUUCCUUGUCAGUAAAGCUCUCUCUCUCUAAAGUGUGUUGAAGUAGAAAAAGUGAAAAGUGAAGCUGGGGUACUAAAACGGAAUAAACAUGAGUACACGGGCUGAUGAAGGUAUGGCAGCUGGCUUCAGUCUCCAGCUGGUGAUGACGGGAGGCCUCGUCAUGCCUGCCGGCAUCCUCCACCACAUCACGUCCAUGAAGGAGCGGAGAGUACGAGAUGAUGACAUAUUUGUGUGCACGUAUCCCAAGUCAGACAGCCGUGAUUUUGCUGGAAUAGUGCUGACUGACACGUACAUCAAUUCAGUCACUCACCGCACAUCUCUCCGUACAGGCACGCACUGGGUGUGGGAAAUGCUGAACAUGGCCGUGGCAGGAGAACCGGAGUAUGCCAAACACUGGCAGAAUUGCUCCUUCUAUGAGUCCCGGACGGAGGACGAACUUGACACCCUCCCUUCCCCCAGGAUCAUCUUCACCCAUCUUACCCCAGACUUACUACCACAAGAUAUAUGGAACCGGAAGUGUCGUGUUGUCAACGUCCAGAGAAAUCCGAAAGAUGCCGUGGUGUCCUUCUUUGUUCAACACACCAAUCAGAACUGGGUGGACAAGUCACGUGAUCCGGCCUUCGUUGGUUCCUGGGAUAAUUAUGUCGACGCCCACAUCAAGGGAAACGUGCCAUUUGAUUCUGUCAUGGAACACAGUCUUCGCUGGAACAGAUUUCCACAAGAACACCCAGAUGUUCCAUUCCUACAAGUACAGUUUGAAGAUCUCAAGAAGGACGCUGUGAGGGAGGUCCAGCGCCUGGCAGAAUUCAUCAAUCGCCCUCUCUCUGGUGAUGUGUAUGAACAAAUAGCUGAUGCAUGUAGUUUUUCUAAGCUAAAAUACGCCUCUGAAAACAUCAAAGACCAAACGUUCCACAACCGAUGGAGGGAAGGGUCAUCCGGCUACUUCAGAAAAGGAGAAACGGGUGACUGGAAGAACUGGUUUACUGUUGCGCAGAGUGAAAGGUUCGACGUGGUCUACCAGCAGUUGUACAAUCAUCCAUUUCCUUAUUGAAGCGGUUCUACAAUCCGGAGACAACCUUGUGUAUCAGAUGUUGAAAUUCAUGUUACCAUGGAUAGAGUUCAGAUUUGUCUCACCUACAAACUAAUAACAUUUGUGUUUCUAGUUUCACGACUGACCCUGAUUUGGAGCCCCGACCCUGAACCUUUUUCUUCCUCACCGACACUAAAGUUUAAUCUUUUUUCCCGUUUUCUCGCUAGUACCAUAGGGUUUUCGUAUUUUAUGCCACAGCGUUCAUUUGUUGAGCUUCACUAUAGAUAUACCAGUCAUUAACUUUAAUAUUACACCACUUAAUGUUCAUUUGAAAACAGCUUUUUUUACUGAACGACUGCAUAUUAUUGUUUUUCAAAGAAAGAAAAAUUAAAAACAAAAUAAAAAAACGACCAACCUGCCCUAUUUUAGGAUGGACUGAAAUGGAAAACACAUAUUAAUAUUUUUGCCCAAGACAUGUAUGCUCAUUGACGAAUCAGAUGUUUGUAGCUUCUUGAUGGAGUACUUUUGAAGAAAUUAAACAUAACAAUAUAGAAUAAAUGUUUAGUAUUGAA